AUGGUCAAAGAGCCUAUUUCUACUGAACCUGAUAUUACACCUGCUAUAGUUAUUCACAGAAGAGGCGGUCAUGGAAGAGGGAAGGACACCGGUUGUGAAAAUGAAGGAGUUAUAGAAGCUUCUAAUAAAAUCGUAAAGAAAGCAAGUUUCUACUUUGCCAAUUUUAAUGACUUUGACAACUUCAACACAAUCACUAUUUCACCUGA
Funneliformis geosporum is the source of this 206-nucleotide messenger RNA. Lineage: Eukaryota; Fungi; Glomeromycota; Glomeromycetes; Glomerales; Glomeraceae. The record is from the annotation of a GenBank genome assembly.